AUUUAAAAGCUCAUAGGAAUGUAUUCAUCACUGAGGAACUUGUAAAUAUAUACCUAUAUAUUUUGACCUUUACAAUGUGUAAAAUGGGAGGAAAAUGCAAACAAGAGAAAGACACGGCGAAGAACAAAACAGUUGUAAUGCAAUAAUCUGCUGCUGAGUACCAAUAACAUGCCGUACAAAAAAAAAAAAAAAAAAAAAAAAAAUUGGCGAUACGGACAAAUGGAACACUUUUAACAUUAGCCUUCCUUUUCGAACAUUGCUCCUCCCAGGAUAUUCCCUCACCGCGCAGCCAUAAAAUAAAGAGGAUCAUGCGAGUAUAGCGGAACUUUUCAGCUUUGUAUUGUCGAAUUUACGCGCUGCAUUAAACUAGCCACUAAUCAUUUAUUCACUUAAUUUGUCUAGUAUGGGAAUUUUGAAGACAAUCCUUGCCGCAUACUCCGGUGUCCUACGUACAUGGUCAAACUCUGCCAUGCAGGACCGAUCCACGGCACUCCGGGGGCCCAAAAUCCAGCUGGAGAAACACUUACGGGUUAUCUCUGUGCUGCAGUGGAUACUGUCCUUCCUCAUUAUGGGAGCUGCCUGCACUGCAGCCCUCAUCUACUUGUUUUGUACAGAUUUCUGGUUGAUCCCUGCCUUAUACACACUUUGGUUCAUCUAUGACUGGAACACUCCUAAGCAAGCUGGCCGGAGGGCUUCUUGGGUGAGGAACUGGACCAUAUGGACCUACUUCAGAGACUACUUUCCUAUCAGACUUGUUAAGACACAUAACUUGUCGCCUAGCAGAAACUACAUUUUUGGCUAUCAUCCCCAUGGAAUAUUUUGUUUUGGUGCCUUCUGUAACUUUGGAACCGAUGUUAAUGGAUUCUUAAAGGAAUUCCCUGGAAUAAGGCCUUUUGUGACCACCCUGGCUGGUAACUUCUGGAUGCCCAUAGUCAGAGACUAUUUGAUGUCUGUUGGUAUCUGUCCUGUGACGCGUACCACGAUCGACUACAUCCUGUCACAGAAUGGGACGGGUAAUGCGGUUGUUAUUGUGGUGGGCGGCGCUGCUGAGUCUCUCGGCUGCACUCCGGGGGUCAACACAGUCGUUCUGAAGAACCGCAAGGGCUUUGUGAAGGUGGCUCUGCAAAAGGGGGCGGACCUGGUGCCAGUGUACUCAUUCGGGGAGAACGAGGUGUACAGACAGCUGGUGUUUGAGGAGGGCUCGCAGUGGAGACGCCUCCAGGAGAAAGCCCAGAAGCUGCUGGGGUUUGCCCCCUGUCUGUUCCACGGCCGGGGGCUGUUCUCUGAGUCCUGGGGCUUCAUGCCCUAUUGCAAACCCAUCACGUCCGUCGUGGGACAGCCCAUCACAGUGCCCAAGAUUGAGAAUCCCAGUAAGGAGGUUGUGGAUCGCUACCACACCAUGUACAUGGACUCCCUCAGGGAGCUGUUUGACAAGUACAAGACCCAAUUCGGCCUGAAGGAGAGUGAAGUCCUGAUGAUACUGUGAGAACCUGCAUGGCCUCAAAUGAGAGACACCCAUCUGUCCCGGGCCAUUGGGCCAUAGGGAUCAAAGGCCUGAGAUAAUGCUUACUGGUUGGCCAGUGCACCUGGUCAUGUAGGGAGUCCCAGAUUAGUUGUUGAGCUGAAGCACGUGGUGGUGUGCCCUGCUGCAGCAGCCUGCUGGGAGUUAGCUGUAAACAAUGAGCUUUGCCUGAUAUCUCUGUGUCCUUUCCUCCUCUGUGCAUUGUGGGAUAGAUCUUACUAAAUAUCUACUAGCGUGAAAGGUGUGUUAAGUCACUCAGCUCACUGACUUCUGUUAUGGCCCUGCCCUUUCCAGCUCCUCAUGGGUUCUCAUUUUCUCUCAUGUUCCCCUGGUGUAAGUGCCCAGGUAAUUGCUUUGGUGAGCUUACAGUAUGCGGACCUCUCCUCCCGAGUUUGGCCGUUGCUCUCCCCGUCACUAGCACCUUUUCCUUUGUUGGUCUUUUGUUUCCGUUUUUGCUCUACACCUACCCACCUUGCAUCAUAGUUUUACUUUGAGUAUAUAUAUAUAUAUAUAUAUAUAUAUAUAUAUAUAUAUAUAAUCAUUUUUAAAAUUGAAUUCUCAAAUUCUCUGCAAUUUAUUUUGAUUGCUGACACAAAUCCUGGCAUGGUCAUUUUUAUUCAACCACUUGGUGGCACCAUAGUUCUGUUUCUGUUGGACAUAUGCCCUCUAAACAAAUUCUGAGUCCAUUUCAGGCAUGUUGGUGUGGCCAACCAUUAGAUAUUAAUUACAGCUGAUGAUUAAUUCUAACAUAUAAUGAGAGAAGACCCUUUUUGAUGGUGUGGGUUGGAGAUUCAGGAGUGGUGGGAUUCUGUGAGCUCUACUGAUUUACACCUCACUCUAUUUACUGUGUGCUCUGGGAUUCAAUUUAAAUUUAAAUUCACAUUUCUGAAAUAUUUUUUCAUCCAGAAUUUGUAAAUUCCUUUCGGUAUAGUACUAUAGAACUACAGAAAUCAAGAUGUAUUCAUGAUGAUGAUGAAGUUGUAAAGCUUGGUUAUAGGACUUUUCCCCUUCGGUCAUGAGGUGAGUCAAUUGUGAACUUACGGUUUAUGCAGUACAUCUCAGGCCACUAUUUCUAAAAUCUUAACUUCUUCUAUGUACUUUUAAGUGUGAUGUGGAUUUUCACACUGUAAGUAUUGCAGUUGCAUGGAAUUUCUUUUUUUUUCAUUUUUCAGUGAAUAAAAUACUCAAAUAAAUUGAAAAUGUAUACCAGUUGGAUUGAUAGUUAGCUCAUUAGCUGGAUAGAAUAUUUAUCACUUAUCUGGGCUUCAGAAAAAUUUUGUACUUGAGUCAUCAAAUUGCACAAUUUUAGAUAACAAUUUUAGAUAAGAAAAUGUACCUACAAUAUUAUGUCUUGCACUUUUAAGCUGUUAGUAGAUAGGCAUCAAAUGAUAGAACAGACAGAACAAAGACCUGAUAGAAUUCUUCCCACAGUGUGGUAAUCCCAUAAAACCGGACUUCUCAAAGCGAGUAUUUCCCACUGAGAGUGCUUCUGGCACUAGAACACGGAACAGAAAAAGCGUAUGAGUGUACAAGAAAAGCAGUAGCACUGUAGAAAAGGAAACAUUAUUUUGUUGCUUGUUGUUUUUCUCUCCUGUACCCCUGCUGUAAAAUGACAUAUAAAAUUUCUUAGAUUCCCACGAUAUUGUAUUUCCUUUAAUAUCCAAUGGGAGUUCAUUGGAGACAGCUCUUAACAUAAUAUGAAUGAAGGAUUUCACCUCCUCAAAUUUCCUGCUUGACUAGGUAUAAUCUGAAUAAAAUUGUUCCAAUAAUGAAA
This is a messenger RNA of Anguilla rostrata (American eel), 3296 nucleotides long. Its product is annotated as diacylglycerol O-acyltransferase 2-like. The record is from RefSeq and is a predicted model, not a curated record. Gene Ontology annotation, molecular function: diacylglycerol O-acyltransferase activity. Gene Ontology annotation, cellular component: endoplasmic reticulum membrane. Lineage: Eukaryota; Metazoa; Chordata; Actinopteri; Anguilliformes; Anguillidae. Bases 404 to 1486 code for a protein of 360 amino acids. Gene Ontology annotation, biological process: triglyceride biosynthetic process. The transcript is spliced from 8 exons.